UGUUUCGUUUCCUAUCGGAGUUCGUGUACCCUGUCAAUCUCCUCCUGCGUAGCUUGCCCAUGCGGCUUAGCGCCGCAGCUGUACAUGCCGUAACAUGCGUGCACGCAUGCAUCAAGCGCAGGCAGGAGCGACGGAGAGUGAAGGCAAUGGCACCCUGCAGCCAGUCCUUCUUUCCUUCCCCUUCCUAUUUUCUUCUCGCGCUGCUUACCCAAGCACUUACAGUGUCUACGACUCUACGUUGUCGUCGCCGCUCAUGACCAUCACUCCACCACUCCCUGAUUCAAUCAACUCCCAGGUACCAUCUACCGACCCCAGCCACACCAACUACCCUUCCAUCCAUCCAUCAUCCAUCUUGCCAUUGCUUGCAUCGCUUAACCGUCUGCUCUACUCCACUGCCCCAAUGAGCUUGUCUCUGCCGAUCAUUGCCCGGGCCCUGUGCCGGCCGCUGAUCCACCACCCCAAAAUGUCCAUCCGUUUCAUCCCCCUGCUUUUUGAAACAAGCAAUCCACCCAAUCCAAUCCACCAGCCAGACCUCUAUUUGCUACAGUCGCUGCUUCUGCUAUUGCUGCUAUUGCUGCUGCUGCUGCUGCUGCUGCCAACUGCCAUGUUGUACAAGUACUUGAUCAAGGGAAGCUCCCAGCACCAUCUCUUCCGCUUCAUCUCCAAGCUCGCACACUACCCCAACGCCCCCAUUUGUUUCUGCAAUUAGUAUCUGGCGUACGCGGCCACUGACAAAGCAGCCUUCAUUUACCAUCAAUAGGCUCGUCAACUCCACUACCACUCCACUCUGCUCUCUUUAUUCCCGAUGCCAUACUUCCGAGCAACACCGUCCAGAAUUGUGCAUACACGUACAGUGCCACGGAACUGGAACAAACGCCCGAGUAUCCACCUACUACGCCUCUACUGAUCUCGCAGGAUGAGAUUGGGGACAAAGAAGAAGAGAAACCAAAAAAAGAACUCCCAUCUCACAUAAGCCUUCCCACCUUCUUCACCACCACAUGCCAAUCUCCUAGUCCACUUCAGAAUCCAUCUAGAAUCCAAAGCAGACUGGCCGAUCUUCAGUCUCAUCGAUCACAUCUCUUUCUUAUUUCUCUUGAUCCUGUUCUGCCACCCAAAAAAAAAACUACCCUCAAUCCUUCCUCCGUUCGUCAUCAUUCUUUCCGACCCCACAUAUGCACAGAACCUCCCCUUCCCCUGUCCAUUCAUCGUGGCUGUGCAGCG
Molecule: messenger RNA, 1221 nt
Organism: Periconia digitata
Lineage: Eukaryota; Fungi; Ascomycota; Dothideomycetes; Pleosporales; Periconiaceae
Source: the annotation of a GenBank genome assembly